GUAGGAGUUAAUAGCUAUCGCAGAAAAAAACUCGAGCGAGUAGGGGUGUUUGACGGGGCAUAUUCUGCAAAUAAUUAACUGCAUUUCAUCCGAUCCGGUGCAUCGUGCAAUUUUAAAACGAAAAGUUUAACGAGCUUCAGUGAUCCAGCAAGUUUUUCUGCUGUUUAAAAAGUAGACAAACAAGUCAACAUGACCGAAAAUUCUGCUCCAGCUGCAAAACCUAAGCGCUCCAAGGUGUCAAAAAAGCCAGCUAACCAUCCUAAGUAUUCAGAUAUGAUCAUUGCUGCUGUUAAAGCUGACAAAAGUCGUUCUGGCUCUUCUCGACAGUCCAUACAGAAGUACGUGAAGAGUCACUACAAAGUGGGAGAAAAUGCUGACGCGCAGGUCAAGUUGUCACUCAGACGUUUGGUUACCAGUGGUGCGCUCAGACAGACCAAGGGUGUUGGCGCGUCGGGCUCCUUCCGAGUCGCCAAGUCGGAGGACGCAAAGAAGCCUGCCAAGGCACCCAAGAAGGUUAAAAAGGCACCCUCAGCCAAGAAAGCACCCAAACCCAAGAAGGUAGCAAAGUCACCAGCUAAACCGAAGAAGCCUAAAGCAGAAAAGAAAGCAAAGAAGCCGGCAGAGAAAAAAGCAGCAACUCCUAAAAAAGCGACACCAAAAAAGACUGUUAAGCCUAAACCUGUCAAAGCCUCCAAGCCCAAAAAGGCAAAGGUCGUAAAGCCAAAAGCGAAAACCACCCCCAAGAAAGCAGCAAAGAAGAAGUGAAGCAGUCAGAAAGAUAUGAACUUUUUUAUUAUAACAUGUAUCUGUAAAUAUUGUAGCUAAUGUUUUUCCAUGUAGCUCUGAGUGAUCUUUUAACUUAAAUCAUGAAAAAGGGAACAGUUUAUUUAAGAUGUGUAGUUUUUCCACUAACAUUUAUUACAGGUGAUUUGCUCCCAGCUUACGGUGAACGCCGGAAGUUAUAGUUUUUUCUUUUAACUUAAUUUUCUUUAAUUAGAAAUUUUGUCGAUGACGGAGGGUUGCUGCAUGAGGUAGAGUGUGCUGUGCCACUGCUGCACUAUGGAAAACUGUGUGUGUGGGGUGGGGGGGUUGUUAAUUGUAGGCUCAGUACCCUUUGUUGGUUGCAUUUCGUAGUAUCUGUAAUGUGAAUUGCAUGUCAUGUGCAAUGUUGUGAUUCCACACAUUUUAUAUGAAGCUAGUGAUUUGGGGGUGGGGACUCGAGUAGGACUGAAUACUUCAGUUUUUGUAAUGCAUACCAGCUUCAGUGUGGCAUUGGCCGACCCUGCACGCCCCUCCCCAGAAAUUGUAAGGGACACAUUGUAGUACGUCCACGUACACGUUCAUUUACAGUCAUUGUACUGUCACUUGCCAGUUUGAAUCAACCAAAAGUUAGAUGUUGUUUUCGUUGAAAAGCAAUUAGUCUUCCACAUGAAAAAAAAAAUAUUACAGUAGUUUUGCUGAUGUACUUCUAAAUCAUUUGUUUGAAUUGCAUACUGUAUGUCAUUUUCAGUUGAUGAUGGUUUUAACAUCGUUAAUGACUGCAUUUUCGGAUUGUAAAGACUUCUGCAAGACCAUGUUAAAAAUGUUUUUCAAAAUCUGACAGGUGGUAAUAACAAACCUCGUUUUUGGCACAUCUGUACUUUUUAGUUGUUGUGUAAUAACCUGGCAUGUGUUUUAUGCAUCAUUCAUUUUUCUAGUUUGUUUUUAUUGCUCCAGAGUAGAGCUGUCAUUUAUCUGAAAAAAAAGAUUGUAAUAUGAAAAUAUUGUACUAUAGCAGAAUUGUUUAGAAAAACAUCAAAACUUUGUAUCAUGCAGAUUACAGUGGUUUCCAAAAUAGAAUAAAUAACAAUAAAAAGUUUUAUAUUUUAUAGAA
Protopterus annectens (West African lungfish) is the source of this 1873-nucleotide messenger RNA. RefSeq names its product histone H1.0-like. The record is from RefSeq and is a predicted model, not a curated record. The coding region runs from base 190 to 765 and encodes 191 amino acids. Gene Ontology annotation, biological process: chromosome condensation; negative regulation of DNA recombination; nucleosome assembly. Gene Ontology annotation, cellular component: nucleosome; nucleus. Gene Ontology annotation, molecular function: nucleosomal DNA binding; double-stranded DNA binding; structural constituent of chromatin. NCBI's taxonomy places the organism in Eukaryota, Metazoa, Chordata, Ceratodontiformes, Protopteridae. The transcript has a single exon.